AAUUCAUCGUGAUUAGAAAAUGUUCCACACCUUGGAGUGCAGUGGAGACAUAAGAAUAAUUUUAAAUGCAAAUUAAAUUGUGGGGGUAGCAAAGAGAACAGAUAAAAGACAGUAAAACAAAGCCUUUCACUUUCUUCAAAUUAGCAGGCUAAUGUAUUAUAAAAAAAAAAAAAAAAAAAAAAAAAAAGCAAUUCUACUCUGAUCUGUGCUAAGAGCUUUCAUUUCAUCAUAAUAUAAAACAGCAGAUCCGUCACCUUUCUCUGUUUAGUUCUCUUGAUUUUGAGGUUGAAGUGAAAAUUAGAAGCUGUUCAUUCUGGCUCACAGACUAGGUUGCAUUUGCUUAGUCUUAUUCCAUAACAGUAGGAUGGAAAGAGGUCAGUAACAGUGGAAUCUGACUGAUCAUCCAGACCGGAGUAUUGUACACACAGAUAAAGUUCCUUCAAAAUGGACUACUUUUUGGAUGUCGAGUCUGCUCACAGACUGUUUUACAGUCAAGGAGCUCAAGCUCGUCGGGCAACUCUUCUCACUGUGCCUACACUGAUGUCGGCUUCUUCUGAGGAGGACAUAGACCGGAGACCCAUUAGAAGACUCCGGUCCAAGAGUGACACCCCAUACUUAGAAGAAGCUAGGAUCUGCUUCAACCUUGACACAUCUCGCCGGGCCACGCUGCUCACCGUACCCACGUUAAUGGCGGCAUCUUCCGAGGAGGACAUCGACCGCAGACCCAUCCGCCGCGUCCGCUCCAAGAGCGACACCCCCUACCUCGCCGAGGCCCGCAUCUCUUUCAACCUCGAGGCAGCUGAGGAAGUGGAAAGACUGGCUGCAAUGCGUUCAGAUUCUCUGGUACCUGGGACUCACACGCCUCCAAUCAGAAGAAGAAGCAAAUUUGCCACUCUUGGAAGGCUUUUUAAGCCAUGGAAAUGGAGGAAGAAGAAGAGCGAAAAAUUUAAGCACACUUCUGCAGCUUUGGAAAGAAAGAUAUCAAUGAGGCAAAGCAGAGAGGAGCUUAUAAAACGAGGAGUGCUGAAGGAAAUUUUUGAUAAAGAUGGGGAACUUUCCAUACCAAAUGAUGAAGGAGCUUUGGAGAAUGGGCAGCCUCUGGGCUGUGGACCAGUACUGAGCUCCAGCCAAGUAUCACUUCCAGCCCUAGCAGAACUGGAGUCAGGUUCUGCACCUGGGGAACCCUGCUCAUACGAGGUGCUCCCAACCACAGAGAUCAUGGAUGGGGCAGUGUCUGAAGAGAAUCCCACAUCCAAUGAAUCCAGCAUCCUCCUGUCCCAAGAUCCUACAGCUAAGCCAGUCCUGCUACUUCCCCAAAAAAAAUCUGCUGCUUUCCCUGGAGACCAUGAGGACACCCCAGUGAAACAGUUGUCCCUCCUCAAACAGCCCCCUGCCCUGCCUCCUAAACCUAUUGCCAGGAUUGCCAGCCACUUAACUGAUCCCGGCGCUCCUGUGAAACUUCCUUGUAUGCCAGUUAAACUGUCACCUCCACUACCUCCAAAGAAAGUCAUGAUUUGCAUGCCUUUAGGGGGGCCAGACCUCUCUCUCUCAUCCUAUUCCACACAGAAGAGCUCCCAGCAGCCUUUGAGUCAGCACCAUCACACUGUCCUGCCAUCCCAGUUAGCAGCUCACCAGCACCAGCUCCAGUACAACAGCCACAACCAGCACCUGCCUUCUGGGUCCAGCACAUUGCCCAUUCACCCUUCAGGGUGCCGGAUGAUAGAGGAACUGAACAAAACACUAGCCAUGACCAUGCAAAGGCUAGAAAGCUCUGGUUUACAUACAGGUGAUAGCGUUACAAAAACAGGACCUGGAGGUCUUCCAGACAUGAGACAAGUGCCAACUGUUGUGAUUGAAUGCGAUGACAAUAAAGAAAAUGUGCCUCAUGAAACCAACUAUGAAGAUUCUUCCUGCCUCUACACAAGACAGGAAGAAGAGGAAGAGGAAGAUGAGGAUAACUCACUAUUUACAAGCUCUCUGGCAAUGAAAGUCUGCAGGAAGGACUCUUUAGCAAUCAAACUGAGCAACAGGCCUUCCAAGCGAGAGCUGGAGGAAAAGAACAUCCUCCCCAUGCAGACUGAUGAGGAGAGACUUGAACUUAGGCAGCAGAUUGGGACAAAGUUAACAAGACGACUGAGCCAAAGGCCGACUGCUGAAGAAUUGGAGCAGAGGAACAUUCUGAAACCCCGGAAUGAGCAAGAGGAGCAGGAGGAAAAACGAGAGAUAAAGAGAAGAUUAACACGUAAGCUGAGUCAAAGGCCUACGGUAGAAGAGCUACGUGAGAGGAAGAUCCUCAUACGCUUCAGUGACUAUGUGGAAGUGGCAGAUGCACAGGACUACGACAGGAGGGCAGACAAACCCUGGACACGGCUCACAGCCGCCGACAAAGCAGCCAUUCGAAAAGAGCUUAAUGAAUUUAAAAGCACAGAAAUGGAAGUUCAUGAAUUAAGUAGGCAUCUAACAAGGUUUCACAGACCGUAGCAGUUCAAUUCUACCUGACUACUAUGCCAUCUUCAAAACAUAACUAAAAGGAACCGUAAGUGCUGGUAUUAUUCACUUCCCUGUUAAGUAUAAUGUAAAUCUUCUGAACUGCCUUUUUUUUAAAAAAAAAGAAAA
This is a messenger RNA of Oxyura jamaicensis (ruddy duck), 2616 nucleotides long. RefSeq names its product phosphatase and actin regulator 1 (gene PHACTR1). The transcript is spliced from 16 exons. Lineage: Eukaryota; Metazoa; Chordata; Aves; Anseriformes; Anatidae. The coding region runs from base 445 to 2481 and encodes 678 amino acids. The record is from RefSeq and is a predicted model, not a curated record. Gene Ontology annotation, biological process: cell motility; stress fiber assembly. Gene Ontology annotation, molecular function: actin binding.